GUACCUGAGCACCAUGACGCAGGAGCAGUUCAGGGAGGAGACCGCCUACGACCGGAUGCCCACGCUGGAGCGGGGACGCCAGGACCCCGGGAGCUAUGCCCCGGACACGAAGCCGAGUGACCUCCAGCUGUCCAAGAGGUUGCCCCCGUGCUUCAGCUACAAGACAUGGGUCUUCUCCGUGCUGAUGGGGAGCUGCCUGCUUGUGACCUCGGGAUUCUCGCUGUACCUGGGGAAUGUGUUUCCUUCUGAGAUGGACUACUUACGCUGUGCCGCAGGCUCCUGCAUCCCCUCGGCAAUUGUGAGCUUCGCUGUCUCGAGGAAAAAUGUCAAUGCGAUGCCUAACUUCCAGAUACUGUUUGUUUCCACAUUUGCUGUGACUACCACGUGUUUGAUAUGGUUUGGAUGCAAACUAGUCCUGAACCCAUCAGCAAUAAACAUCAACUUCAACCUCAUCCUGCUCCUCUUGCUGGAGCUGCUCAUGGCAGCCACCGUGAUCAUCUCUGCGCGGUCCAGCGAGGACUACUGCAAGAAGAAGAAGGGUUCCAUCUCUGACAGCACCAGCAUUUUGGAUGAAGUGAUGUUUCCUGCUCGGAUCCUAAAGUCCUAUUCAGUCAUCGAGGUGAUUUCGGGCAUCUCUGCCGUCCUUGGAGGGAUCAUUGCUCUGAAUGUGGAUGACACCGUCUCAGGCCCACACCUCUCAGUGACAUUCUUUUGGAUCCUGGUGGCUUGUUUUCCAAGUGCUAUUGCCAGUCAUGUGACAGCGGAGUGUCCCAGCAAGUGUCUGGUGGAGGUGCUGCUCGCCAUCAGCAGCCUCACGUCCCCGCUGCUGUUCACAGCCUCUGGGUACCUGUCGUUCAGCGUCGCGAGACUCGUGGAGAUGCUGAAGGAUUACCCGCCGGCCGUAAAACUGUGGCCCCGCCCCUCACCUCUCCCCCCGCAGCAGUCCUGCGACGUGCUCCUGCCACUGCUGCUGGUGGUGCUGCUCCUGCAGGCCGGCCUCAACACCGGCACCGCCAUCCAGUGCGUGAGCUUCAAGGUCAGCGCCAAGCAGCAGGGUGCAUCCUGGGACGGCCAGACCAGCCCGCAGGAACGCCCAGCGGGGGAGAUGGCCAGAAGCCCCCUGAAGGAGUUUGACAAGGAAAAAGCCUGGAGGGCCGUCGUGGUGCAGAUGGCCCAGUGACUGAAGGAUGGGGAAACUGAGUCACCAUGCCCGGCCUGGCCCCAUGCACAUUAACUGCACAGAUUUGCACCGCCCUGAGCUGCCACUUUCUAACACACCCUCUUCCCUUCUGUGAGGCCAGGCUGUGGGCCAUCUUUAUUUCUUAUGGUAGUUCAAGUUUAAACUAGGCAAGUGUUAGCUGUCUCAGGCCUUGUCAGGGAGUCUGUUAGAGCCUCCCGUGGCCCAGGCUGAGGAGAGGAGCCUGUCCCACAAGCAGGGCCCAGGAUGCUCACCACCUCCAUGGGCGGGCUGGAGGGCAACCUCCAGAUGCAGCUGUCAGCAUUUCCCAUCCCCUCAGCCCGCUUCCUUUUUGCCCUCCCUCGGCCAUGUUCAGCCCGGCUGGACCUCGCCCAUUUUGGCUCUUCUCUCCGGAGAUGUGCCCACAGGAGCACAGGCCACUGAGACCCAGCCAGGCUGGCUCCUGCCGUUCCCCUGAGCCCAGGCACACUCAGCACGGCCGCCCCUCUUAAAAUCAUCCCGAGUUUCUGCCCUCUCUUCCUGCUUGGAUGCAGGCCUUCCUCACUGGCUCUGGCCCUAUCCUGCUGUUGUGGUGUCCAGCUUGGGCACUGCUCUGCCACCAGGAUAGUUCAGUGUCCUCUGGGGUGGGCAGAGUUGAAGGCUCCCCCAUGUCUCAUGUCUCACCACCCAUGGGGACCGGGCUGGGCUGAGCCCCUCUCACCACGUCUGCCCUUGCUAUUCAACAUGCAAGUCGGGCUGUCCAGAACGCAGAUGCCUCACAGACCACCGUGGGCGUCACCCGGCCCCUGCCACCACCUGGCAGGGACUUUGUCUUGCCCCUCGCUCUCCUGAGGCCUCACCGGGGCCAGUGGGCUUCUCCAUCACUGUUGCUUCAGGGUCUCGGGGCACUGGCACGCCCUGCAUGGUCCUGGUGGUCACAGCCUGCCUGCCAGACUGCAGGCACAGUUUGGGUGUAAGAAUGACGUUGGCGUCGAUGACCAUCAUGGCCAAGCGUGGGCUUGGCUGCAUCUCCUCAGCCCCUGGGGACACCUGGAACCAAAACCCACAAUGAGUCAAGCAACCGUAAACUAGAAAUGUGCUUGUUUUGGUCAGCACUUUCCAGCUGGGCGUUCCUCCCUGGGGCUGCACGUCAGAGUGCUUGUUUCUCUUCUGUGAGCAGACAGAUGGGACACUUGCCUCUGCUCUUCUCUGGCUGGAUAUGUCAGCUGGUUCCCAGGGACUGCUGGGGAGGCCUGGGGCUGCAGUGUGUGGCCCAGGGCCUGAGGAGGGAAGAACCAGCACCCGGGGAGGAAGCCAGAUGGGGCAGCAGGAGACCCUGCAGGGUCCUUCCAGGCAUCUUGCUUCUAGCAGGAGCAACUCUGGCUGCUGGGAUAUCCCCUCGGUGUUCGUGACAGGCAGGGCCACUUUCGGGUAGACAAGAGGGAGCAGGUGAGCCUCGCCUGGCUGUUUAGUGGGGACAAGACCAGGCCCUCUCUGCGAUCCCCACAGCUCCAGAAGGCAAGGACAAAGGGAGGGCCAGCACGUCCUCAGCAGGCCCCAUGUGGAGAGGUCACUCUGGCCUGCAUGGGCACAGGUCCCACCCACCUGCAGGCCAGCCCCCUCUCCUUCUUGCCUCAGCUCCUGGGAGUAGGGGGGGACCGCCGGCACAGGGUGGCUUUUGUCUUCCUGGGACAGAUCAGAGAGUGAGGAUUUGGAGCCAGAUUCAGGCCGCCGAGGCUUCGUUCUGGCCUGCAUUGCCUUACUUUAGACAGCUUAAAAAACUCAUACCAGUGGGCCUUUAAUAAAACAUCUCUUUAAAUCCACGUUUUUGUUUAAACUACUGCUUUACCAAUAAAUGCUAACAUGCAAGUGUG
Carlito syrichta (Philippine tarsier) is the source of this 3051-nucleotide messenger RNA. It is a transcript of the gene MLC1, whose product is annotated as megalencephalic leukoencephalopathy with subcortical cysts 1. Bases 14 to 1180 code for a protein of 388 amino acids. NCBI's taxonomy places the organism in Eukaryota, Metazoa, Chordata, Mammalia, Primates, Tarsiidae. The transcript has 11 exons. The record is from RefSeq and is a predicted model, not a curated record. Gene Ontology annotation, cellular component: cytoplasmic vesicle; plasma membrane; endoplasmic reticulum. Gene Ontology annotation, biological process: regulation of response to osmotic stress.